Molecule: messenger RNA, 9724 nt
Organism: Diabrotica virgifera virgifera (western corn rootworm)
Lineage: Eukaryota; Metazoa; Arthropoda; Insecta; Coleoptera; Chrysomelidae
Product: N-acylneuraminate-9-phosphatase
Exons: 4
Coding region: 224-1012 (262 amino acids)
Molecular function (GO): hydrolase activity
Source: RefSeq, a predicted model, not a curated record
UUCACAAUUACGUUUGGGAUAUACGAUGAUCUUGAAUUAAUUAAAAUAUAUGAUUCACGUGAUAUAACUAUUUGGUAAAUAAAAAUAAAAGGAUUUUCCGCCACGAUAACGUAUCCUGGGUACAAAAAGCAUGACAUGACGACUAACAUUUAGACUAUGAGCGCACUCGACAACUUUCAUCAUUGCCAGUAUUCAGUGUCGCUCAUAAACGAAAGUACAAAAAAUGGAAGAUCGAAAAUCGAAGAUUGAGGCAAUAUUUUUUGAUCUGGAUAAUACUCUCAUACAAACCAGAAAAGCUGAUGAAAAAACUUGUGAUAAGAUAAAGGAAAUUCUAAUCAAGCAGUAUUCUGUAUCCCUAGAAAAAUCAAUUAAAAUUUGCAAGAGAUAUUUAAAAAUGUUCAGACAGUGUCCAGAGAACACAGCAAUGGAUCUUCACGAAUGGAGAAUAUUGUUAUGGAAAGAUGCACUUGGUGACAACUAUAUACAUCUAUCAAAUGAGAUUUAUCAACACUGGCUUGAUCUAAGGUACAAAUAUUUGUCCAUAGCCCCUGAAAUAAGAAAUUUGCUUCAAACACUUAGUGAUCAAUAUAUUCUCGCUUUAAUUACAAAUGGAACAUCAAAUGCUCAAUGGGAAAAAGUCGACAAACUGAAUAUUCGGUCCUUCUUCGACCUGAUACUGGUCUCCGGUGAUCUUCCUUGGGAAAAACCUAAUUCCCAAAUAUUUCUCGAAGCGUGCCAUCAUCUAAGUAUUGAACCACAUCAAGUAGUUAUGGUUGGUGACAAGUUGGAGACCGAUAUUUUAGGCAGCAUCAACUCAAAGCUUGCCGCAAGUAUCUGGUUACCAUUAAAUAACGAGAAACUAUCGACGCAUGCACCCAAACCAGACUUUAUUAUAAAAGAAAUUUUAGAUUUACAUAAUCUAAUGUCCAAAAUAAAUAUAAUAAAACAAGGAUUUACCUUACAGUUCUGUGAUGUCGAAGACUCUAGUAGUAAUAGCAGCGAUGGUAGCUAGCAGCCGCUAAUAAUAAUAAUGAGGUGCUACUAUAGUAUGCGGUCUACCCCGAGGAUGCGGUCUAUAUGUGCAUAUAGAUCUAUUAGAGUGUACGGUGUACCGAUCGCAAUCUGAAAAUUCCUGAAGAAUUUGCGCAAAAUAAUGAAAUGCAAGAAAACUCUUGUAGAAAAAAAUAUUUAUUCUCUGGUAAUAAACAUUUGGAGGAAAAUAAAUGUAAAAUGAAAGGGAACUAACAAUUUACGUAAAAAAUGCACCCCAACUAUUAAAAAAAAAAUAUAUGUAACCUAAUUAUUUACAAAACGAUACAGCCUAAUUAUUAUUAAAGAAAAAAUUCAUGCACUUAUAUUUACUAGAGAAAGGCAGUCAAUGAUUCUAGCUUAAAAAUAUAAGAAAUAAAUUUAUUGUAUAUUUCUGAAAAUAUUUAUUACUACUUAGCAAUAAACAUUUUGCCUACAAACAGUUUGUUGCCUUUCAUUAUUGUGUGCAAACACUUCUGAGAAAAGAUUAGGGUGUUGUUUAGUCGUAUAGGUAGACCGCAAGCUAAAACAGAAACGCUAUGGUAGACCGCAUACUAUAGUGGCAUCAUUAACGAUCUACACCUGAAUGAUGUUAUGUUCCUUUUAUGACUGACGGGUUUUUUAAGUUGUUAUUAAGUUAUGAUUAGUGUGGAUAGGGAUACAAUAUUUUUAGAAGCAAUUUGAAUAUAUCAGUUGUUAAUUAUAUACGAUUUUAUCGAGAUCAGUCGAUAGGAUUGAAAAAAGUUGCAAAUUUGAUAAAGUUGUGAUAUAAUAUAAAUACUGUAAUUUAGUUAUUUUUAAAUUUUAACCAAAUAUUUAUUAUUAAUAUUUACUAACCACGUCACAACUGUUUUGGUGGAAAAAUGAUCACGUCAUAUUUUAUGCCUUUCGCACGCUUUUUCUUAGUUUUGAAUACACACUCACCGGCACAAUUAAUCGCCCACCUUGUAUUUCUUUCAAUUUGUAGAAAUUGUCAAUCUUACCAACUAUAUUGUCACCAUACUUUAUAAAAGAUACGGUAAAAAUUACCUUUGAGGAAAAGAAAACAAUAAAAUAUUGAAAAAAAAAAUCGUUUAUCAAGGGAUGCUUAGCAAAAAUCGAAUGUUUAAAAAUCUUCGAAGAAAAUUCAAACAAAUAUAAUUUUAUAAAUCAUAAUCUAAUAAAAAAAAAAAUGAUGAUCAAUAAUGGAUGUUUCUGCCUCUGGCCCUUAGGAUUUUUUGGAUCUGGUUCGGCAAUUCAUUCAUGAUCAGGGUCGUAACUACCAUUGGGGCAACCGAGGCAGUGGCCCCGCAGGGGCUCUCGUUUGGUUGGUCGUGCAUAGAUUUUAACGAGGAAAAUAAAAAUAUGUAUUUUAAAAGCCGAUCCCAACGAAAUAGUUUCAAAUGACACAGUUUUAAAAAGACCUUACAGAUGCACCCUAGACCUCAACAUAAAAUUGAGGGGGCUAAGCUGGGGCCCCCGAGACUAUAACAUAAAAAUUUAAAUUAUUAUCUAGGAAAUUAGCUAUUUUGGCGCAAUAAAACCUAAAAUGCCAUUGGAAGAGGAGGCCCGGGCUAAGCUAUGGCCCCCGAGACCUUUCGUAAAGAUAUAAAUUGUUACUGAGAAAAUUAGUCAUUUUGGCGAAAUAAAAACUAAAAUGCAACCGGAAUAUGGGGCCCCCGUUCCAGCUAUAGGUAUUGCCUUAACCAAUUUACCCCAGGCCACAUAUUGGUACGUGAAAGGAACCACAUUGUAGCCGAGUACUUGCAUAAAACAGAUAAGAUGGUACUUGCAAAAUUAUUGAACUUAAAAUAGGGUGAUUUCAAAAUUUUUUGUGUUGGUCAACUAAAAUAGCAAUAUGUAGCUACAAGAAACUUCAGUCAUGAAAUGCAUUAAAAUGAGUUUCAAGGGGUUAAAUAUCAAGCAUUUUUCCGGACCCCCCCCCAUUCCGCUGGGGGAUAAACCCCAGACCCCACGGUAGGGGCCCCCAGAUCACGUCUGCCCCGAGGCCUCCAACAUCGUAGUUACUGCCCUGUUCAUGAUAUAUACUACACACCCGAUUGGGGAAUAUUGUGCCACUUUUAAGGAUGUAAGGGCUGCUACCCUUGCCCUUACCCGAUUUUUGAGGUUGCCCACAUGUGUUCAAUUGGGUUAAGAUCGGGAAAUCCCGACCUCAUUAAGAUAUUCACGGGGAAUCUUGCGGUAUGAUUGGCAACUUUUAUUGUCGUAUAUUAAUCUAAAGUUUUCACCCAUCAACGGUGAGAAAAGCAGUACAUGGUCUUGGAGAACUUCUUCCACAUAUUAUACAAUAAGUCAAUUAACAUUCUAUUAAAGUACAACAUAUCUAAUCAGCUAGCUAAUAAAUAUAAUUAUCUAUCUAAUCAGCCAUAAACAUGCUUGGCUCUACAUUAGUGUUCUUUAAUUUCGCCUCCUUCUAUUCACUCUAAUUUGAAUCCAACUUAUUUAUAUCUUUCUAUAAUUUGCAUCGAACAAUUAUCUUGUUUCAUCGAACGCCAUUUUAUAUUUCAGUGUAUAACCAGUGAAUUUUUACUAUCAUUUUUAUUCUGAUCUAAUACUAUUUUUAAUAUAAAAUACUGAAAAAUCAUGUUUGUCUUUAGUUCCCUCGCUUUAGCUAUUUUUCAGUAUUAUGUUUUGUAAGAUUAGAUAUUUCGUAGAAUAGGUCGAUUGAUUGCUAAAUCAAUCAAAGAAUACUGAUCAAAGAGUCUAUAUUACGUAAGAUGUAAAUUUAAACAAUGUAGCUAUCUAUAUGGCUGUUUUUUUGUUUAGCUUGAUUUUUUUAUUUAUUUUUUAACUAAUGUACUCCGAUACAUAAUCUGUUAGAUAAUAUCCAUUAUGUCCAUUUAUGUCUAUGCCUAAAAUGUUUCAAUCAAUUUGUUGUAAAUUAUCCGUCAUCCCACAUAACAAUUUCAUGUUCUUAGUAGAUUCAUAGAAUAUACUUUUCAGAAAAAGUAUAUAAUGAGAAUAUGCGUAAUUACCAUUGCGAAUGUGCAGAGCAGAUACUGAGUAUAUACUAUAUUACAGUACUUAAACGUUCUAUGUAUAUAAUCAGAAUGUACUACCGCACUUCUUUUCAGUAUACCUAUACCAAGAAUAUACUUUUUAAAACAUUCAAAUGAAGUGUUAUAAACCUUCUAUUUAUAAAAAGAACGUACUACCGCACAUUUUUUUAGUAUACCAAGAACGUACUUUUUAGAAUAUUCCAAGGAAGUGCCAUAAACCUUCUAUUUAUAUACUUAGAACGUACUGCCGCACAUCUCUGUAUGGGAAGAAAAUAUUUUUAAGAAUAUUCUAAGAGCGUGCUAUCAAGUGCUAUAUUGUUCAGAAGUAUGUUUUCGACAUCAUCUAAUCUCAUCUUAGGUUCUACUGGUUCUACCAAAUACCUAUUAUAUUUACAUAUUCUAAUUGCAUAUGAGAAUGGUCUCAUCUUAGGUUCUACUGGUUCUACCAAAUACCUAUUAUAUUUACAUAUUCUAAUUGCAUAUGAGAAUGUAGUUAGUACCUACAUUCUACAAUAUUACUUUAAAAAGUAAGUACAUAUUUAUAAAUUUUAGUUAUUUAUAUAAAUUAUUAUAUAAUAUUUAGCUAAACUAAACUAUGUAUAAGUACCUAACUAAAAUGUAUAUACUUAAUAUGUACUUACCUAGAUACCUACUAUUUACCAAAAUAGAUUAUAUUUUGAAGCACCGCAAACAAAAUAAAAAGAAUAUGUAUGUUCUUUAGUCCUAGUACUUUAUCAUUUGUCUUCAUCCUUAACACUGCAUAGAUACAGAUACAAAUAAUGUUUGUUUUCGUUUUCAUAUUUUACCGUUGUUUCCUCUCUCUAAUCCUUAUUUAUUCAGGUAGGAAAAGACUGACCGUGUGGCCGUUUGCAGUUUGGUCACCAAACAACAUCGGUGCAUCGGUGGUUAGUGUUGCCAAACGGAGGGAAAUUUCCCUUUUUGCGGGAAUUUUCAACAUAAAUGAUGAUAAAGGGAAAAAGUUAACUCAAAAGGGCAUUUUUGCUCCAGUUAAAAUUGUAUAAUAUUAAAAAAAGUAUUUGAAAAUAAUCAAACAUAUCUUCUGAUUUUGUAAACAGGAGGGAAUUUUUUUAUAAAAGUGGGAAUUUUUAAGGUACGUUGACGGAAAAAGCUUACUCGACGGUUAACAGCACCAGUCUUUGGUUGUGGAUUUUGGCACAUUUUGGUGCUGGAAUGGCCCAUAUUGAAUUGAAUGUACCUAAAUUCAAAUUCCAACGAUGUAAAAAUACUCAUGAUAAACUCGAAAUGGUAAAGUCAUUUCAAUUAUGAAAACGAAUUUUUAAUAAUAAACGUUAAUACAAUUAAUGUUUAAACUUUUUUACCAUACAACAAUUUUGAAAUGAAAUUAGUCCAAUACUACCUACAUACAUAAAUUUUAUUAAUUAUUCUAAAAAAUAACGAAGUUGAUAAUCUAUAAGGCUAAUAUUACACUUCCUAUACAUACAUAUUAUUUUUGAGGUAUUUUAAAAGUAUCUACUUAUAAGUAUGUGUUAAGAAUAUUCGAUAAAGGUAUAUUCUAAGAAUAAACUUUUACGAAUAUUCCGAGAUACUACGUACACGAAUGUGCUCAGUAUAUUCGGUACGAGAAUAUUCUUUGAAGUAUAUGCAAAAAACAUGAAAUUUAGAAUGUUUUUUAAGGUAAGUACAUACUAUGCUUGUACUGCGCAUAUACUAAAAAGAAUAUACUCCGACGAAUGUUGGUAGUAUAUGCUUUGAACAUGAUGCGAACAUCAUUGUUAUGUGGGAUAUCCUUACAUUUACAUAAAAAGUUUCAAUACCAUCAAUUAGAAAAGUUUUCCCUCUUUAGAUAUUUAUCUAACGUAUAUCCUAAAAGUUUUGGCAAAAAAUAUUUAUCGAUUUUUUUUUGUUAAUGAAGAAAUUUAUUUAAACACUAAUUAGUUAUCAUAAAUUAGAACUUAAUGCUUAACUAAACUAUACUAUCAAAUCGUCGCCUUAAUACUAUAACUUGAUAAGUCUAAAUUAGUAGUUCUGAGAUAAACGGGUUUAAAUAUUUUAAAGAUAUUUGUGCUGCUACCAUGAUGUUGGUAAAUACGGAAUUCACUCUUCAGCUCUAAAAUACUAUUCCUUAACUUUUUGGCUACUGAUCUAUUUAGGAAUACGGUGCAAAUUUGUUUUCCAAUAUGGAAAAUAACAUGAAAAAUUAAAGUUAUCAACUUUUAGCACUACCAUAAUGUUAACAUUUGGUAAUGUCGCAUGUCUUGCCAAGUUGCAUCUAAGGAACUUUUUAACAAAACUAAUAUUUUAAGCAUUAUUUUUAUGAAAAUUAGCCCUCUGCCAUGGGGGUUGCCAGAUCUGCUAACAAUUCUCCAAUUUUUGCAUUAACAUGAACCGAAUAAACAGAUAGCAAUUUCGUGGUAAGCUCAAUGGUUUCAGAAAAACACGUGCUACAACUAGAUAACUAGAGUUAGCUAGUUGUAGUAUUCAGUGUAUGUCGUAUUCACGAUUAUUUCGAUUAAACAUUGACUUGAUAACUUUUGUUGUCAAGUUUUAGCACUGAAUAUUAGGGGCAUUUGAGUUUUAUCAACUUUCGUCAAUCAUACAUAAAUACUUAACCCGUUUGGAGCGAGUUAUCAAGUUUUUACACAAUAUGGAGGCAAAUAAAAUACAUCUUGUGAACUAGUUAUCUCAAAAACGUCAAUUUUGGAGUUAUCAAGUUAUAGUAGGUACCUACUAAGGCGAGGAAAUUAUGUGGAGUAGCCCAUUCUUCUCUAGGUACUAAACGCAAAUUUCUACGAAUGUCUUUCGUGAUAUCCUCGGCGGAAUUCAUGUCAAUUUCUCUUAGUUAGUGUAAAUUCGCUGUCUUAAUGGUUCUUCAUCUUGGGCUUCCCAGCAUUCAUGACAAACUUUCCUAUACAGUAAAGCCCAAAAAUUUUCUAUUGGACCAGCCUGCGGCAAGUUUGGGGGAUUAACGUUUUGGGAACAAAGGGUAUUUGAUGUUGUAUAGAAGCCAGUUUUGGGUAUCUCAUGAGUAUGAUGCUAGGUCUGAAGGAGUUGCGCUUGAGAUAAUUUGAGACACUUACGUCUCUUUCAAUAUUUAAGACCAUUUUUGCUCAAUUUCAAUGAUAUCGUACUUUUAGAAAAUCUGUAUUGACGAGCCAAUCGUCUAGUUUCCAUUCCAAGCUGUUUUUUGCUCUUCUCAUCAACCUCUCUGACUUCAGUGCAGUAAAUUCACGUGGUCUUCUACAUUUUUGUUGAUUCAGCCAUGGCAUUGCCUGCUUGUACUCCGUUAUUGUUUAUAAAUGGUUCUGCGUGAAUUGUUUUCAUUCUGAGAUAUUCGACAGAUUUCAGCUUUGAGUUCCGCCCAAACAACCUAUAAAUACUUUUUCUUAUUUGCAAUUUAUACUACAUCUUAAAGCGAAAACUUCAAAAUAAAUAAAUCUUAACUGACAGUAGACAAUAAGUUUGUUCUAGCAUGUAGUUUUGUAUGGUUUGACACCAGAUUAUUGUACUGCUUUACUGCGCAUGUUCAAUUCACAACCUAAAUAGUAACAAACUAUUUUUUGCUAAAAUAACACUAUCUGCUGUUUUUUAGAACGCUUUUUUAUCGGAAUAAAUACCAACUUCAAACUGUUUGUUUUUAUUUAUACUUUUUAGAUUAGAUUAGAAACACAUUUUUCUUACAAGUUUCCAAAUUUUCAAGAUUUAUGCUAAAUAUUGAAAAUUGAUGUUAUAAACGUAAAUAAUGGCAAGUAACACAGUCAAAAGGUAUUAUUUUAAUGUAAAAUUUGUAAACGUCAAACAAAGAAUUACACUGCGCAACUCGCAAACUGAAAAGCCGAACAAAAUCCUCAAAAUUUUUUGACCGUUUUAAGCCAGUUUCCAAAUCAAAAUUUACUUUUGUUAGAACGCUCGACUAGUAGUUUCAAACUAGUAAUUUGUGUGCUUGAACGCCAUUAAACAAAUUCGCAUGUUUCUGAUAGUUUCAAAUCGUUUGAAACUGAUGCUAGAACAAACCUAAUAGGUCUAGCAUCAGUUUCAAACGGUUUGAAACUAUAAGAAGCAUGCGUAUUUGUUUGACGGCGUUCAAGAACUCAAAUUACUAGUUUGAAACUACUAGUCGAGCGUUCUAACGAAAGUAAAUUUUGGUUUGGAAACUGGCUUCACGGUCAAAAGAGUUUGCGAAUUUUGUUCGAAUUUUCAGUAUGUGACUUGCGCAGUGGAAUUAUUUGUUUGAGGUUUAUAAAUUUUAAAUGAAAGUAAUAUGUUUUGAUCUGGAACAUGGAACAAGUGGAACAAGAUCAGAAAACACUUGAGAUUACCCACUGGAAGAACAAAGCAAGGAACAGAACAGAAUGGCGGAAAAUCCAGAACAAGCCAGGACCCAAAAAGGGUUGUCGAGCUACUGAUGAUGAUGAUAUGUUUUGACCACAGGUAUUACUUACCUACCAUUAUUUACGCUUUUAACAUUAAUUUUCAAUAUUUAGCAUACAUCUCAAAAAUUUGGAUAGGUGCUUAUAAGAAAAAUGUAUUUCUAAUCUAACCUUAAAAUUAUAAAUAAAAACGAACAAUUUGACGUUGGUAUUUAUUCCGAUAAAAAAGCGUUCUAGCAAAAAACAGUUUGUUGCCAGUUUGUGGAUAAUAGGGCUUUUCAGCGAUUCUCAUUUCUUUCGAGCUUCUGUCAUAUGUCUUAUAAUCCGUGUAUAAUAUUAAUAUUAUAUAACAUAUUAUACAACAUAGGUAGGACAGAAGCUCGAAACAAAGGAGUAUCGUUGAAAAGCCCAAUUAAACAUGCGUACUAAAGCAAUACAAUAAUCUGGUGUCAAACCAUACAAAACUAAAUGCUAGAGCAAACCUAAUGUAAACAAGAUUUUGUUUCCAAACCAAAGUUGAUAUUAUUUUGUUUUCAUUAAAAUUAAAGCCAAUGAAUUUUGUGCCAAAACUUUUAGGACAUACGUUAUCGCAAUAUUUUCAUUUUGCAUAUAAUACACGAUAGCAGUCUUCAUUUUUUUUUAACGGAAACCAGAAUAUAACUUUUCUUUCCUUCCAUAAUACUGUUUACAAAAACAAGAAAACAUUUUUUCAAUGAAAAUUAUGCAGUAUCAACAACCAAAAAAAUACUAGCAGUAUUAAAUAACACAAAUUUUCAUUAAUAUUUUAAAGUAGACUGAGGAAUUACUAUAGGUAUUACUUGUAGUAAAAUAUACAAUAUACCUACCAGUUUUGUUUCUGUUUUUGAGAAUUAGAUUGAAAUGUCACAGACACUUGAUAUUUUUCUUCAGAUUCUUUUGAGUAUAUGAGAUCACCCUUACCGCAUCAAGAAGCGUCAUAUAUGUUUCACUGUUGUAAUAAUCAUAAUAAGUUUGAGCUUUUUUACGCCGUUUCAGCGCUUCUUCUUCACUUUUACAACGGGCUUUUUUUUCCUAAAGCACUUUAUCUUACAUAAAGAAAAAUCGUUUUUGACUGUCUCGAUAAGUCUGUUUUAGAUCUUUAUAACAUGGGCAGUUGUGUUUGUUAUCGUAGUGAGAUAAGUAUAUUAAUUGUGUAUAAUUGAAUAUUAGAAUCGAAAUUUAUUUUUAUAAGAUCUUACAGUUUUUAAGUAGAAAUUAUACAAUGUGCGCCUUUUAUGUGUUUUAUCAAUUAGAACUUAGAAUUUAGUUAGAAUCCAAAUGAAACAAAAUGUAAGCAACAUUUUUUUAAAAUUAAAUUUAUAAAUAAAG